UUGUUUUCCGUGUAUUUACUAUGGGCGGAUUUAAAAUUUUCAGGUGAUUUUUUUCCGGGUGAAUUUCAAGAUACGGCAGAAUAGCUUUUUGUUUUCUUUCCUUCUCGCGUGAUAUAGUGUCUUUCGUUUAUGGGAAAGAGUAGCAGUAACAGCUGAUUUUAGUGGUGUUUAAUGAGCUGCUCUAGGUUACGCCAGGUUAAGAUAUCUCACAAAAUUGUGUUUCAUGAGGGUAUUUCCCGCUUUAACUUACUCUCCUUUUUGUUUCAUGAGCCUGCGCUAAGUGUAACUGGAGCCACUAAGAGCACAAUUUUUUGCCCUAGCUUUUUUGAUGCAAUAACUUAGAGCACGAUUUUUUGCCCCAGCUUUUUUGAUGGAGUAACUUAGAACAAUCAACUGUUUUGAGAAUUUCUGCCUGAAAAGUGUUUCAUGAGAUUUCUGAUCUGAGUUGCUUUAACUUGAUCCAUUUUUUUUCUCUGUUUUUUUCUUCGAUUUCGAUUUUAUUAAACAGUACUUUUAAAAACGACACUGCCACUGCGCUCUUGUAGUUUGGGCUUUACGCAGAAAUGCUUCAAUGCAAUGCCACCCUGCAGGACCGAUUUUAGGAAUGUCAUACAAAGCAUAAAAGCAAAAGAAUUUCGGGAACAGUGGGUAAAGGAAAAAAAGUAAAUUUAAGGUCUGCCGUUUAGUGAAAAUUAUAAAAAUUGUUCAGAAAAGCGAUAUUAUUUAUAGAAAUGUACUGUCAAUAAUGAGGCGUUUACCAGACGUGAAAGCAACAAAAAAUUAAAUAUAGAUUUCUCGGCACCAUAUGAAAUGCCAAAAUGUUGACGAUGACACCAUACGAAUAAAGAAAACAAUCCAUUUUACGCGACGGUAAGUUCUAUCAUUACUUAUCUCAUACAAAGCAGAGGCUAGCGACAAAAACAGCGAACCAAAUAGAUUUAACCUAAAGUACAGUCGCUGACGCAGAGGGCGGACGCAGUAAUUGUGCGGCAGUUUGCAACACGCCCGCCCACUAAGCACCUCAAUACCGUAGCGAUACAACGGAAACCACCAACACAACAGAACAACCACAAUUAAUAAGGCAACAAUAUUUAAUAUACCAAGCAUUAAUAUUCAAACAACGCACAUAUUUACACAUUGGAUUUGAGGACGGUGACAUUAGCCAGAGGAAGAGUGAUAAUAAUAACAAUCGUACAAUAAGUAAUUAACACCAAAUAUGGCUAGCAUAUCCGACCGGAAACGAAAUACGUUUUUAAGUUACGUUGCACCCUCUCCGGGAGAUAUUCCUAGACAAGAGGGCAGCGAUGAUUGGCUUCCAACAGAGCUGCGUGACCUUCAUUUAGCUAAACCGCGUUUGUUACCCAAUGAACUUGUUGUAGCAUCAGCACCUGCAUACCUUUUUUCUGCGAUAAUGCCUGCGCCUACUGAGGGCAGUGAACUCGAUAUGUCGCGACAGGCGGUAUUUGGCUUGCUAAGUGUCACGAAUUUUAAAAUGGCAUUUGUCCCCCUACAGCGCCAACAGCAAGAAACUCUUCCACAGGAAUCAUACCAGGAACACUUAUAUCUCCAACGCAACGAUGUGACACUCAAUAAUAUUGACUACGUAUACCAGUUAGCGGAGGGUGGUAGAGUAAGCGUACGAGCACUCAGCGGCGGUAACAAACGCAAAAAACUCGACGCACAACAAAAAGUAAUGAGUAGCCGCAUCACAGCACUUCAUAUUAUUUGCAAGAAUUUUCGACUCCUCAAAUUCGCCUUCCAGCAGUCGAGGUCUGGUUCUGAUUAUGGUAAACUUAUUGCUUCGGCGCUGGCGCGAUUCGCCUAUCCAUCACGCCAUGAUCUGAGUUUCGCAUACUGUUACCGUGAGCCAUAUUAUUCCAUGUUGGGCAAAUCCAGUGUGACCAUGUACAGCACAAAAAACGAUUGGGCACGAGAAUUAAUUCGAUGUGGGGCCAAUGAGUGGCAGGUUGUGAGUGCCGAAAAUGUGCCCCAAUUGCAAAAUUUAUUACAAGCACCAAAGUAUACGCUGCCUCCUCACUUUGUCAUCCCUAAAUGCUGCACAGUUGACAGAUUUCUAGACCUAUCCCGAGCAUUCUACGACUCACGGGCGGCUUUUUGGGUAUUUGGUUAUGGUAACGCAUCGUUAGUCCGUUUGGCCGAAUUGAAGCCUGCGAUGCAGCAAGACACUAAAGUCGAGAACGUGACACUUGAGCUGGUAAGAAAAUGUGAUGAACGACGCACACUUAAACUGCUGCAGUUGACAGAUCGUCUUCCUAGUAUCCAAGAUGUGCAAAGAGCAUAUCUGAAGUUUCGACGCCUAUGUACGCCCGAAAGUCC
Molecule: messenger RNA, 2337 nt
Organism: Rhagoletis pomonella (apple maggot)
Lineage: Eukaryota; Metazoa; Arthropoda; Insecta; Diptera; Tephritidae
Product: myotubularin-related protein 10-B-like
Exons: 2
Source: RefSeq, a predicted model, not a curated record